Messenger RNA from Triplophysa dalaica, 903 nucleotides. Its product is annotated as histone H2B-like. Gene Ontology annotation, molecular function: protein heterodimerization activity; DNA binding; structural constituent of chromatin. Lineage: Eukaryota; Metazoa; Chordata; Actinopteri; Cypriniformes; Nemacheilidae. The transcript has a single exon. The coding region runs from base 1 to 375 and encodes 124 amino acids. Gene Ontology annotation, cellular component: nucleosome. The record is from RefSeq and is a predicted model, not a curated record.
AUGCCUGAGCCAGCGAAGACCGCGCCCAAGAAGGGAUCCAAGAAGGCCGUCAUCAAGACCGCCGGGAAGGCAGGAAAGAAGCGCAGAAAGUCUAGGAAGGAGAGUUACGCUAUCUAUGUCUACAAAGUCUUGAAACAGGUUCAUCCCGACACCGGUAUUUCCUCAAAGGCGAUGGGCAUCAUGAACUCUUUCGUCAACGACAUCUUUGAGCGCAUCGGCGGUGAGGCAUCUCGUCUCGCUCACUACAACAAGCGCUCCACCAUCACCUCCAGAGAGAUCCAGACCGCCGUCCGUCUGUUGUUGCCCGGUGAGCUGGCCAAACACGCCGUGUCUGAGGGAACAAAGGCCGUGACCAAGUACACAAGCUCCAAAUAAACUCUCUUUGAGUUUAAUACCACAAAGGCUCUUUUAAGAGCCACCCACACUAUCAGAUAAAGAGCAUCCGAGUUUGUUAGUACACUGGGCGUAAUCCGUGUUCGUAUUUCAAUGUUUUGGUUACAGAGGAACCCUCUGAACAAUUAUCAGUGUCUGCAUGAGUCCACAAUAUAAGCAAAUUAACUAAAGUAAAGAUGAACAAGAACAGAAAUCAAAAAGUAAAACCAUCGUUUGUCUGUAGGGGGCAGUCUAGUUUAACUUGUUCUUUAAAGGCAACAAUUUUGUUUGCGUAUGCUUUUACGACUGAUCUCAUUAAGUAGCGUUUAUCUUUUAGUUGUCUGUCUUGUAAUUAAUUUUAAGUGUGGGUUUGGACUGAAUGUGGUAGUUGAAACACAUACACCUCUACAAGCUACCAAAGUUAUAUUGUGUUCACCAUAUUUGGAGCUGAAUGUGUAUUUAGGCUACAGAGAUAUGAAUAUUAACGUCAUAAUCAGUAUCUAAAAUAUCUAAAGAUUCUGUAUGUGUUUU